Letharia lupina is the source of this 702-nucleotide messenger RNA. RefSeq lists its product as uncharacterized. The coding region runs from base 1 to 702 and encodes 233 amino acids. Lineage: Eukaryota; Fungi; Ascomycota; Lecanoromycetes; Lecanorales; Parmeliaceae. The record is from RefSeq and is a predicted model, not a curated record. The transcript has 2 exons.
AUGACUACUAAUACAUCCCCAACCUUCUCUACUCUUGGCCGUAGCCCAAGCAUCGGGCCCCCAGCCUACACCACAGAUGACCUUCUUGCAGCAAGAUACCAGAACUUUUCCAGAUGGGUUCAUCUCAUCCGAGUCGCGAUCGCAGCAAUCACUUUGGUUGUUUCGGUCGCCAUAAUUGCCUGUGCCGGUGCUUCCUUACGGGCUUUCUCGAACUCUCGGCUUGAGCCUGAAUGGAUACUACCGCUCUGGCCUUUGAAUGUCGAUUUGCGGCCCAGCCAUGCAGUCUUAGGAUGCGGCAUCGCUGUCGCGCUUUUGAGUCUUGCAUAUCUCGCUGUUGCUUUCAUUCCCAUGCGACAGAGACUCCACAAUACAAACCUCGUCUCAACCGUUCUCUCUUUCCUCUGUCUCUGCGCCGCCCUCUUUACCAUCGUAUUCGCUUCGGUCGUCACCAACAACUUAGCCUACAACACUUAUUCCGGAACGCUCAAUUCGUGGACUUGCAGAUGGCAUGGCUUUGAUAACGUUGCGCCUUCAAAUUUCACGAAAAUCUGUAACGACGGGAUGGCGGCGUUGGACUUGGUCAUAGUCUUGGUCAUUGUUGAGGUACUGGCUGUGGGAGCUACGGCUUGGGGAUGGUGGGUGGAGAUGCAAUUGAAGAAGGGCGGCGUGGGGGCAGCCAAGAGCGAGGUUGAGCUGGUGUGA